AUGUCGUUCAUAACCGCCUUCUCAAAACCCUCUACUUCUGCCCUCACUCCCCUGCGCGCGCUGAAAACUCAGACACGCAGUAUUUCAUCUUCUCCAUAUGGCCGCACGCAUGUCUGGAAGCGCCGUCCAAACAAACUCCCUAACCCUGUCGUUCCACAAUUCCCGCAACGCGUGAUCCGUUCGGACGGUUCCACGUUCACGCACUGGACGACAUCCCCCCGCUCCGUGAUACGCCUCACGCGCGACGUCACUAACAACCCUAUGUGGAACGUUUCGUCGCUCACAAGCGAGGACGCCGAGGAGGAGAGCUCGACGACAGGUAGAUUGGGACGUUUCAACCGCAGAUUCGUCGAGGUUGGUGCUCGAGGCUCCGGUGGGCAGGAGGUCGAUUGGAUUGGCGAGGCAGAGGUUCAGGCACCAGAAGGCUCGGCUGGGAAGGGGAAAAAGGCAUAA
This is a messenger RNA of Heterobasidion irregulare TC 32-1, 453 nucleotides long. RefSeq lists its product as uncharacterized. The record is from RefSeq and is a predicted model, not a curated record. The transcript has a single exon. Gene Ontology annotation, molecular function: structural constituent of ribosome. Lineage: Eukaryota; Fungi; Basidiomycota; Agaricomycetes; Russulales; Bondarzewiaceae. Bases 1 to 453 code for a protein of 150 amino acids. Gene Ontology annotation, cellular component: mitochondrial large ribosomal subunit. Gene Ontology annotation, biological process: mitochondrial translation.